Molecule: messenger RNA, 1216 nt
Organism: Hyphopichia burtonii NRRL Y-1933
Lineage: Eukaryota; Fungi; Ascomycota; Pichiomycetes; Serinales; Debaryomycetaceae
Gene: PRS1
Product: ribose phosphate diphosphokinase subunit
Exons: 1
Coding region: 223-1185 (320 amino acids)
Biological process (GO): regulation of cell size; purine nucleotide biosynthetic process; ribonucleoside monophosphate biosynthetic process
Cellular component (GO): ribose phosphate diphosphokinase complex; cytoplasm
Molecular function (GO): magnesium ion binding; ribose phosphate diphosphokinase activity
Source: RefSeq, a predicted model, not a curated record
GUUUCUGAUGGACUCUGAUUUAGUAGAUGAUAAUUAAGUCAUUUUUGGAUGGGAUCACCAACCCACACUAAUCUAUAUUGAAUCUUAUAUCUGCAGCAUCUAGGUAUUGCUUCCAGCGUAUUGUCUUUUCACCUGGUCUAUAUAAAGAAAAGCUAGAUUAACUUGCUUUUUUCUUUUUACUUUAAUUUUUUUAAUUUUUAAUUUUUUUUUUUUCAAAAAACCAUGUCUACUAAUUCGAUUAAGUUAUUGGCUAGUGACGUUCACCGGGGUUUAGCUGAGUUGGUCGCUAAGAGAUUGGGCUUGAAGUUGACUCCUUCUGAAUUGAAAAGAGACUCUACUGGAGAAGUACAAUUUUCUAUUGGGGAAUCGGUGAGAGACGAAGAUAUAUUCAUUAUAUGUCAAAUUGGUUCAGGGGUUGUUAAUGAUCGUGUUAUUGAAUUACUUAUUAUGAUUAAUGCUUGUAAGACUGCAAGUGCCCGUAGAAUCACGGUCAUUUUACCUAAUUUUCCUUAUGCAAGACAAGAUAGAAAAGAUAAAUCCAGAGCACCAAUCACUGCCAAAUUAAUGGCUGAUAUGCUUACUACUUCAGGUUGUAAUCACGUCAUUACCAUGGACUUACAUGCUUCUCAAAUUCAAGGUUUCUUUGAUGUUCCAGUUGAUAAUUUAUAUGCUGAACCAAGUGUUGUUAGAUAUAUUAAAGAAAAAAUCAAUUAUAAAGAAGCCAUCAUCAUUUCUCCAGAUGCCGGUGGUGCUAAAAGAGCUGCUGGCUUGGCCGACAGACUAGACUUGAACUUUGCUUUGAUCCAUAAAGAAAGAGCUAGAGCAAAUGAAGUUUCUAGAAUGGUUUUGGUUGGGGACGUCACCGAUAAAAUCUGUGUUAUUGUCGAUGAUAUGGCUGACACUUGUGGUACCUUGGCUAAAGCUGCUGAAGUCCUUUUGGAUAACGGUGCCAAAGAUGUCAUUGCAAUUGUAACCCAUGGUAUCUUAUCUGGAAAUGCUCUUAAAAAUAUUAACAACUCUAAGCUUAAUCGUGUUGUUUGUACUAACACCGUUCCUUUUGAAGAAAAAUUAAAUCUUUGCCCUAAAUUAGAUACCAUCGAUGUUUCUGCAGUCUUAGCUGAAGCUAUAAGAAGACUUCAUAAUGGUGAAAGUAUAUCAUAUUUAUUCAAAAAUGCUCCUUUAUGAUGUACUACUAUUAGCCCCCUUUCAAUUUAUC